Aegilops tauschii subsp. strangulata is the source of this 1563-nucleotide messenger RNA. Its product is annotated as glucan endo-1,3-beta-glucosidase 14. Gene Ontology annotation, molecular function: hydrolase activity, hydrolyzing O-glycosyl compounds. Gene Ontology annotation, biological process: carbohydrate metabolic process. The record is from RefSeq and is a predicted model, not a curated record. Lineage: Eukaryota; Viridiplantae; Streptophyta; Magnoliopsida; Poales; Poaceae.
UACGGUGCUGUCAGUUCACUCCCGGGCUCCCGGCCUUGUCAGACAGCUCCACCACAUUCGUACUCCCGCUCCCCGCUCCGAUGGCGCUCCGGCACCUGCUCGCCGUUGCCGUCGCCGCGCUUGCAUUGGACGUGGCGGCGGCCAGCGGAGGUUCCGCGGCGCUCGGGGUGAACUACGGCCAGGUGGCCGACAACCUGCCGUCGCCGCAGGCGGCGGCCGUGCUCCUCCGCGCGCUGAACGCCAGCAAGGUCAAGCUGUACGACGCGGACGCGCGCGUGCUGAGCGCGUUCGCCGGCUCCGGCGUGGACUUCACCGUGGGGCUGCCCGACAACAUGGUCCCGCGCCUGGCGUCCGACCCGUCCGCGGCCGCGGCCUGGGUCCGCGCCAACAUCCUCCCGCACCUCCCGGCGGCGUCCAUCACCGCGGUCACCGUCGGCAACGAGGUGCUGACAGGCUCCGACGCCACCAUGCUGCGCUCCCUCCUCCCAGCCAUGCAGUCGCUCCACGCGGCGCUGGCCGCGUGCAACCUCACCUCCCGCGUCGCGGUCACCACCGCGCACUCCCUCGCCGUGCUCUCCUCCUCCUUCCCGCCCUCCUCCGCGUCCUUCCGGCGCGACCUCCUCCCCUACAUCACGCCGCUCCUCGCCUUCCUCGCCAAGACCGGCUCGCCGUUCCUCGUGAACGCGUACCCCUACUUCGCGUACAAGGCCGACCCGGGCACGGUGGACCUGGACUACGUGCUGUUCGAGCCGAGCGCGGCCGCCGUGGUGGACUCCGCCACGGGGCUGCGGUACGGCAACAUGCUGCACGCGCAGGUGGACGCCGUGCGCACGGCCAUCUGCGCCGCCGACUACGGGCGUGCGGUGGAGAUCCGGGUGUCGGAGACCGGGUGGCCGUCGCAGGGGGACGGCGACGAGGCCGGCGCCACGCCGCAGAACGCGGCCAGGUACAACGGGAACCUGAUGCGGCUGGUGGCGCAGGGGAAGGGCACGCCGGCGGCGCCCGGGGAGCCGCUGCAGGUGUACGUGUUCGCGCUGUUCAACGAGGACCAGAAGCCCGGACCGGCGUCGGAGCGGCACUACGGCCUGUUCAAGCCGGACGGCACGCCCGCCUACGACGUCGGCGUCAAGGCGCCCACGAUCAAAGGCUUGAAGGGGAGCGGCAAUGGGGACGGCGGCGGCAGCGGCAAUGGCACGGAUAGUGGCGUCGGCAUGGUGGUGGGGGAAGGGCCCGCCGGGACGGACGGGUUCGCCGUCGGCCCGGGCGGACUCUACACCAUUUCUGAUGCGACGCGCAAGGUGAGGAGGUGGCGGUGGACGGAAAGCUUGGUGGCUAUGGCCGCCGUUCUGGCCAUGGUGUCGUGGUCAUGACUCUGUCGAGACGAAGACGUAUGUAUGUAGAGAGAGACACGUGCUGCAGAUUGCGCACAGGCUAUAUAUUGAUUCAUUGAAUUUUUCUUCUUCUUGUUUAUUUGUCCGGCCAGCCAGUAUGUAUGAUUGGUCUUCCCGUGUUGUAGCUGUGUAGAAGAGAGAAAGACACUGAUAUAUAUACCACACGUUGGUU